Messenger RNA from Austrofundulus limnaeus, 3462 nucleotides. RefSeq names its product intercellular adhesion molecule 5 (gene icam5). Lineage: Eukaryota; Metazoa; Chordata; Actinopteri; Cyprinodontiformes; Rivulidae. Gene Ontology annotation, molecular function: integrin binding. The record is from RefSeq and is a predicted model, not a curated record. The transcript is spliced from 12 exons. The coding region runs from base 235 to 3084 and encodes 949 amino acids. Gene Ontology annotation, biological process: cell adhesion.
UUGAAGCAUGGGUGGAGGGAUGAUCAGUUACGCCACAAAGGAUUUCCUGUUUCCUGCAUGGGCGUUCAUUUUCCCCGAAAGCUGUUUUUUUUUUGUCUGCCUAAAUCAUUUUAACUGUCAGAAUCCUCUGUAGAGCCAGCUGUGAGCCAAGAUCCAACUUAUCCAGUCAGAGAGCUGGACUUCCUCUGGUUCUUCCUGAUUCCCAUCUUUCCUCCUCCUGGAUGCUGAUCCAGCAUGCUGCCUUUCAAGACGCUGACCCUUCUCCUGUUCUUACUGUCACUGUGUGAUGCAGGCAACAUGUGUCCUCCUGAGUUCAACCCUCUCUUCCUGAAUCCCCCUGUGGUCAUUGCUGAAUAUGGAAAAGACAUCAAUGUAAACUGCACCGAUAUGGAAACUGGUCGUAGAGAAAUGACCCUAGUGUUGGGAGAUGAUCAGGCUCAAAGUACAGUUUUUGACAGUUUUGUUUCCAUCACGACUUCACUGACUGACUGGAACKCAACGGGAGAGUGCAAAAUAAAGCUAAAUGAGUCUACCGAGUGCAGCGAAGAGAUUGAAAUUAUAACAUAUAAAAUCCCAGAUGUCCUUCUUUCUGUAAAAAUCAAACAUAUUUUGAUCGAGAAGACAACGUAUGAACUGCAGUGUGACGUCUUCAAUGCCGCUCCCAUCCAAAACCUCACCAUCGAGUGGUACAAAAACAAUGAAAUCAUAAAUGUAACGUCUUUCUCUGAAACAGUCAGAACACCAGUAAAUAAAUCCAGCAAUUUGGAAAUCGAUGUCAGCAGAGAGGAGAAUAUUGUCCAGUUUAGAUGUGAAGCUCAGCUCAACUUUGACCCAGAACCACAACAUUCUGUUGUUUCUCGAACACUCAGCCUCUCAGCACUCGAUGUUSCUCUCACCACUGAGCCUGGAAAUAUAACAGCCCCUGCAGCCACGCCCAGCCCUGAGRCACCACCACUACAAGUAGGAGUCCCAGUUGCCCUUCUGUCUGUAAAAUCUGAAAAGGUUCUCAGUGAGAAGACAAACUACGAACUGCAGUGUGACGUCAUCAGUGUUCCUGUCCAAAAUCUCACCAUUAAGUGGUACAAAAACAAUAAAACCAUGGAUGUAAAGCAUUUCUUAUACACAACCAGCACACUGGUAAAUAAAUCCUACAUUUUGGAGGUCAACGUCAGCAGAGAGGAGAAUAUUGCUCGSUUUAGAUGUGAAGCUCAGCUGGAACCUGAACCAGAAGACGCUGUUGUGUCUCAAACGAUCAGUCUCUCUGCGCUCUAUGCUCCUGUGUUUCUGGUGAACCACAGUAAUUACAUCACGGUACACAGGGGGGAUAAUAUGAGCCUGAGCUGUGAGGCUGACGGGAACCCUCCUCCUGAAUAUCAGUGGACAGUCGACGAUGGCGUGGACCUCUCAGAGAACUCAAGUGAACUCAGUGUAGUUAACGUUGACCGUAGUGCAACCUACAGCUGCACAGCCAGCAGUCAUUUUGGAAAUAUAACUUUGAGCAUCCAAGUUCACGUGCCGCCAGUGGCCAGAACAUUCCCUGCAGAUGCUCCUGAUCCUGAACCACAGUCCUGCRAUCUUACAAUGACGCCCUCUGAAGUUGUUGUGGAAUUUGGAGAUCCACUUGUAAUUAACUGCAGCACGUCUAGUGCCGACAUUGAUUUUAUGGGCUGGGAGUCCCCGUACGGUGGAUCUCAGAAAAAAUCUUCAACAGUAACUUUGAACAUUACGAAACUAGAAUAUUGGGCUUUUGAGCCUUUUUGUUUUGCUACUAAAGUGAAUGGAAAUCAGUGUAUUAGAAACCCAAUCAUCCAUCUUUAUAAGACUCCAGAUUUUGUUUCAGUCUUUUCAGACAGUCCUGGUCCGAUGGAAGAGGGCUCAGCGUACCGGCUGCAGUGUGACAUCUACAAUGUGGCUCCUGUGUUUGGACUCAAAGUGAAGUGGCACCAGGGCAAUAAAACCGUGUUCACAGAUGACCUAAAAUACACAAAUAAGGCUAAUACACUUCCAAGUAAUUUUCAGUCCAACCUGACUUUCACUGCUAAGAAAAGUGACAAUGGAUCGCUUUUUAGAUGUGAGGCUGAGCUGCAGCUCGGACCUAAAGGACCAGAGUUUGUCCCCUCUGUAGUCUCAGAACCUCACCUUGCUGUUGUACUCUAUAAACCCCUCAUCGAAGACUGUCCACAGAAGACCACUGUUGAAGAAAACAAAUUCAGUCUGAAUGAUCUGUCUUGUAAGAUUGAAGGGAACCCACCUCCGGCUGUCAAAUGGUACCGUGAGGGUAAACUGAUCAACUCUUAUGAGACUCUGAACAGGACUGACUCUGGAACAUAUGUGGCUAAAAUUACCAACAGUAUGGGCACGAGCACACACUCUGUUUUCAUCACAGUUGAACACGGUCCCAGCUUUGAUUGUAAGAUGCAAUACGUGGUUGAGGUGAAUGAAAAAGGGAAAACUCUGUGUGAACCAAAAGGAAUUCCUUCUCCCACCAUCAGCUGGUUCAAAAACGGAAAAGAGGCAACUUUCCCGCAGCGGUGGACAAAACAUGACAGUGGAAACUAUUCGCUUUACGCACAAAACAAACAUGGAAGUGCCAAGCAUGAAUUUUAUCUUGAUAUUUUGUAUGCACCUGAGUUUACGGAGGAAAACAUCAACAAGACCUUGAUUCCAGGUGGGGAUGUGACUUUCAGCUGCAGUGCUGAGGGAAACCCGAGCCCUGAGAUCAGAUGGAGCUACAAGCCUGCAGACAACCUGAAGGAAACCGGUGAGGGGCGCCAGAGGAUCAUCACCAUCACAGGAGCCACGUCUACCAAUGUGGGCCUUUACAUCUGUGUUGCCACGAAUAAAGUUGGGAAAGUGACAAGAACAGUCACACUGGCAGAGAGAGACAAAACCAAUGCAAUCUUCAUUUGGCUACCGAUUCUACUGGCCAUCCUUAUUAUUUUGUUGCUUUUAUAUGUUUACUCCUGCUACCGCAAGAAAAAAUGUGGACGUUAUGCAUUUAUUCCGAGCACGGAUAGAUCCUCUCUCCCCAUGACUACAAAAUCUGCUGCAGAGCAACCAUUCAAUGCAAACAGCAGCCUUUAAAGCUAUUUAUACUUUUAAAUAAACUGUAAAGCAGCUUUUUAUACAGAAUAUUUGACCAGAUUUCUCAUGUUCUCAUGUUGCAUUUCAGUACCUUUUUUUUUUGCUGUCAGAUUGUUUUUUUCCUUCUGUACGAGUGUGUUUUGUUAGAAUGUAAAAACUUGAAUUAAAAAUUGAUCAUUGUGAGUUAUCCAAUCUUUAGAAAUUAGGACAACUAAAAGCUGAUAUACCUCACUGAGAUGAAAAUGUUUUUGUCAACAUGUAUUUUCCAUUUAACAAAAUAUGACAAUCGUCUAAUUUAAAUGUAUUUUAAAAACAACGCUUAAAAAUAAUAAAAAGCAUUUUUGUUUAAAAUCAAUAAACGGUGAGCCAUCGUCUUAA